ACGCGCUCUUUGGCAUUUGUAACGGACUUCAUUAUAACAAAUAUUUACUAAGUAAAGGAUUAUCGGAUUGUCCACAGCAAGAGAUACCGUUGUUGGCGGAAGCAGUGCCGAUGAGUUGUGAUUAAUUAGUGUUAAAAAAAAAAAACAAAAAGAUGACAACUUUGCUCCGGCUCGCCUAUGCCUGUUUUGUGCUUUUCGAGUUCAUCAAAUUUGGAAGUUGUUGGACGAACGAAAUUGCGGGGGAGUAUUUAGCCUACAAUGCUUCAACCAAAGAUUUAGCAUUAGACAAAGGUCCAAAACCUUUGGAAAAUCAAGAAAUUUCCUUGGAAUUGCUAGACGAUGAGAAUGCUUCAGCCGAUUCCAUCGACAAUCCCAAUGAAAAAAAUUUAAAUAUCCUAAACAAUUUGAGCAACAUUGAUUUUGAGCCCUUAUAUACAAAAAUUGGCACUGACAAUGGCUAUUCCUGCCUGCUGGACGACAUCAAGAAUGUCCUGCUAUGGUGGACUUUUCCCAAUGGCACUCUGCGAAAUCACCAAUGGAAAUUUGAGCCGGAACUGAAUUACCUGGAUUUGUCUUAUCACCACUACUCGUCGGACGAGGUGCUCUAUAAUACAACACGACUCUUUGCAUCCAAUAACAUUGUAGUCUUUUCGGCUGCACACAAUAAUCUCACCAGCGUUCCGCGUCGUACAUUAGAAUCAGUGGCUGAUAGUUUGAAGUAUCUGACAUUGUGCGGAAAUAAAUUUAAUGGCCUUAGUUUAGAAACUCAGAGGGAUGGUGUAGCUUGGGCCUCAUUCCCCAUCUUGCCGAAACUUGCCGAGCUGGACAUUAGUAAUUGCAAAAUUGAACACAUUACUCGGGAGGUGUUUCGAAAUGUAACCAACUUGAAGAACCUUUACAUGUCCCACAACAGAAUGUUGGUGCUGCUUUCCGACACCUUUUACUAUGUGCCAUCUCUGCACUAUUUGGAUUUGUCCUUUACCAAUACCUUCGACUACAGUACCAAGCCUUCGCUGGACUCCAUUAUCAAUCUCUUCUAUGGUCUCAAAAUUCAACAGUCUACCUUUAAGUAUUUGCCAAAUCUAGUUUAUUUGGAUAUGUCACACUCAAAGUUGACCCGCAACAGUGCGGUGGCCUUUAAUCAUUUGGGUGAUAAAUUGCGUUACUUAAGUUUAUGCUUUACAGCAUUUCCCGUGAUUGGGCAUGGAAUGUUUAAAAAUCUUGAGGGAAUGGAUCUGUCGGGCAAUGCAUAUGCUGCAUACAAUUUACUCGAUGGAGUCUUCGAUGGUAUGUCAAAAACUCUAACGGUUCUGUAUUUCGAGAUGUCCAACUUGAAGAAUAUUUCAUGGAUAAGAAACAUGAGUAAGCUAAGAAUACUGGGUUUAGCUGGGAACAACAUCAAUUCCAUAUCCUCGAAUUUAUUCAGUACGCUGACGAAUUUGCAGAUAGUCGAUCUCAGUUCCAAUCAUGUUGGCAAUUGGUAUAACCGAGUUUUUGCCAAUAACAAAAAUCUAAGGGUACUCAGCUUGCGUGACAAUAACAUAAACAUCAUCACUUCGGAGAUGUUAAAGGACUUUACCCUUUUGGAUUACCUAAGCAUGGGAGAGAAUAAUUUUGUUUGCGAUUGUUUGUUACGAGAUUUGGUUGAUGUUUCCGAAUCGAACAAUCAAAAUUGUGCACGCCAAGUUGUUGCAGACGCUUUGCAAUAUUUGAGUGGCAAGGUGCCAUCCUUUCCCCUUGACACACAAUCCCUGUUGAAUAUGACUUCAAUUUUGGGUUCGCAUGCCUUCAAAAGAUUGCAAAAGAAAAAUGAAGAACGCUCUCCGAAUGGGUAUCGUCUGAGUAAGAAGUUUCGUUUUGUUGUCAGACGUCAAGCUUCACUUAAGACCGCCGUGCCUUGUACACCAUUUAAUUCUUCUCCCUCCCAGAAGUAUAAUCGCCUCAAUGAGACGAUGCUAUUGAAAUUUCAACUUUUGGACUAUGAGGAUGAGCAAUACUGGUGUUUCAAUGAAACCGAGAAACUAAGUUUCGUCGAUUUGAAUUGCCACAAACGUUCAUUGGUCGAUGAUAUCACCAAUCAGUUGAAUAGUCUGACUUUCUAUGUUCUAGUCAGCGUGGGAACUUUGUUGGGUGUAUCGCUGGUGGUGGCUAUUAUCUACGUUAAGCGUUGGCAUAUCUACUACUACUAUUCAUCUCUGAAGUCGGCAGCUUUGAUGUCUGAGGCUGCCAAGGAUAGAAUGAACAGCGCCUAUGAAGGUGAUGACAUGAUGUAUGACAUAUUCAUAAGCUAUUGUCAAAAUGAUCGUGAUUGGGUGCUGCACGAGCUGAUGCCCAACGUUGAGGAGAAUGGUGAUAUUUCCAUAUGUCUACAUGAAAGGGAUUUUCAGAUUGGAGUUACCAUUUUGGAUAAUAUUAUAUCGUGUAUGGAUAGAUCUCGUUCCUUAAUGUUAAUAAUAUCUUCGAAUUUUCUUCUAAGUCAUUGGUGUCAAUUUGAAAUGCAUUUGGCACAGCAUAGAAUGUUCGAUAUCUGCAAAGAUCAACUCAUACUUGUCUUUCUGGAAGAUAUACCACGUAGUAAACGUCCAAAAAAUCUUCAAUAUUUAAUGGAUGUUAAGACAUACAUCAAAUGGCCAGGUUGCAAAAACAAUGGAAGACAUCGUCCCGAAGAAUAUAAAGUGUUUUGGAGACGUUUAAAGCGUUCAAUGCAAAGAAUGGCAAACAAUGCCUAGUAAUGGUAAAAAACUUGUAUGAAUGAAGGUACGAUUAUACUAAGGGCGUCCCAAAAAGGAACUGCAACAGAAGUGUCAUUUGAUGCCCGAUGCCCAAUAGCCACCACCUCCCUUAUGUAUAAAGCUAUCCUGGAAAAAUAACUGCAUACAUAGAGAUCGAUGGGAAUGUGGGAUUUGACGCCACUUUGUAUUGUAUAGAAAAAUAGAAAAAUGGUAUUGGUGUUCGUUUAACUCAAUAAUUUAACUGAAUUAAUAAAACAGUUGUAUUAAACCUCA
Molecule: messenger RNA, 3005 nt
Organism: Stomoxys calcitrans (stable fly)
Lineage: Eukaryota; Metazoa; Arthropoda; Insecta; Diptera; Muscidae
Gene: Toll-9
Product: toll-like receptor 13
Exons: 5
Coding region: 153-2729 (858 amino acids)
Biological process (GO): toll-like receptor signaling pathway; inflammatory response; immune response
Cellular component (GO): membrane
Molecular function (GO): transmembrane signaling receptor activity; protein binding
Source: RefSeq, a predicted model, not a curated record